AAAGUAACGAGUUCUACCGCUGCGGGCACAUAAUUGCCGGCUAUUUAUGUAUUUUUGUAUUUUAAAACAAUGUCAAUCUCAACAGGUUCUGGAAUUCCCCCUAAAACAUGGCAACCACCAAAUGUGACGGUGGAAACAAGUAUGGGAACACUAGUAAUAGAGCUUUACUGGAAACACGCCCCAAGCACCUGCAGAAAUUUUGCUGAACUUGCAAGACGAGGGUAUUACAAUGGAGUCAAGUUUCACAGAGUUAUCAAAGAUUUCAUGAUCCAGGGGGGAGACCCAACUGGCACUGGUCGCGGGGGUGCCAGCAUUUACGGCAAGGAGUUUGAUGAUGAAAUACAUGCAGAUCUCAAACACACAGGGGCAGGUAUUCUGUCUAUGGCCAACAGCGGUCCCGACACAAACGGUAGCCAGUUCUUCAUUACUCUCGGACCAACCCAGUGGCUGGAUGGAAAACAUGCCAUAUUUGGCCGCAUUAGCAAUGGCAUGACAUGUGUUCAGAGAAUCGGGCUCGUGGAGACCGACAAUGGUGACAAACCAGUGGACGAUGUGAAAAUCAUUAAAGCUUAUAUCACACCAACCUAGUAAUAAAUGUUAUACCAGUCGCUUGUUCUUGUUCGAGGUUAAUUUCCAUUGUAUGCAAUUGUAAAAGUGCCCUUCCAUUUAAUGG
Messenger RNA from Mya arenaria, 673 nucleotides. Its product is annotated as peptidyl-prolyl cis-trans isomerase-like 1. The coding region runs from base 70 to 588 and encodes 172 amino acids. The record is from RefSeq and is a predicted model, not a curated record. Lineage: Eukaryota; Metazoa; Mollusca; Bivalvia; Myida; Myidae. The transcript is spliced from 4 exons. Gene Ontology annotation, molecular function: peptidyl-prolyl cis-trans isomerase activity. Gene Ontology annotation, cellular component: catalytic step 2 spliceosome. Gene Ontology annotation, biological process: protein peptidyl-prolyl isomerization; protein folding.